AUGGCUGCAAAUAUCUUCUCUCUCGAUGGCAAGAGCCUCAAGCUCGAUACGGCUGAGGACAUCGAGGCCCACGUCAAGCCUCUGCUCGAGGACACCUCGUACACGGAAGUUCACCUUGGAGGCAACACCUUUGGUAUUGCUGCCUCUGAGCGCCUUGCGACUGUUCUCGCGACACAGAAGAACCUUGAAGUCGCCGAUCUCGCCGAUAUCUUCACGGGUCGACUCCUGUCCGAAAUCCCCUCUGCGUUGUCCGCUCUAUUAAACGCUCUCCUCGAGAUUCCUACACUUCACACCGUCAACCUUUCUGACAACGCUUUCGGUCUUAAAACGCAAGCGCCCCUCGUUGAUUUCCUCUCGCGCGCCGUUCCUCUGCGCCAUCUUAUCCUCAACAACAAUGGACUUGGGCCCAAUGCUGGUACCCUCAUUGCGAACGCGCUCACAAAACUUGCCGAACGCAAGGAGGAGGCCCGAAAGGAAGGGAAGGAUGCCCCUCUACUGGAAUCGAUUGUGUGUGGACGCAACCGGCUUGAAAAUGGAAGCAUGGCCGCAUGGGCAAUCGCAUACAAAGCCCAUUCCAAGGGCAUGCGCUCGGUGAAGAUGACACAGAACGGUAUUCGCCAAGAAGGUAUUUCGCUUCUUUUGAAGGAAGGUCUCAGCCAUGCGACUGUCUUGGAAGUUGUGGAUCUUCAGGACAAUACGUUUACGAACCUGGGAUCGACUGCUCUGGCAGGCGUCAUUCAUGGAUGGACUUCUCUGCGUGAGCUUGGCGUUGGUGAUUGCCUGCUUUCGGCUCGUGGUGGCAUCAAGGUUGCUCAGGCGCUUGCGGCCGGCAAGAACUCGAAGGUCGAGACGUUGCGUUUGCAAUACAAUGAUAUCAACGCCGAGGGCGUGAAGCAAUUUCUCUUUGCUUCCAAGACUGCCCUCCCAGCUCUCCGACGUGUCGAGCUUAACGGAAACAAAUUCACAGAAGACGAUGGCAAUGUGGAAGAGCUGCGCGAUCUCCUUGAAAAGAGAAAGGAGGAACACGGCUCUGACGAGGAUCCUGAAGAUUCAUGGGGGGUUGACGAGCUUGACGAACUGGAGGAAGACGAAGAAGAAGAUGAGGAGGACGAGCAAGACGAAGAGGAGGAAGAGAGAGCCCACUUGGCGGACAAGACAUUGAAGGAGACUGUCCGUGCCGAAGAUGAACCUGUCUCUGAAAAGAAGGAUGCUGCUGUUGAUGACCUGGCCGAAGCCCUCAGCAAGACUGCUUUAUAA
Messenger RNA from Talaromyces rugulosus, 1257 nucleotides. RefSeq lists its product as uncharacterized. Gene Ontology annotation, cellular component: cytosol; perinuclear region of cytoplasm; nucleus. Gene Ontology annotation, biological process: nucleocytoplasmic transport; activation of GTPase activity. Gene Ontology annotation, molecular function: small GTPase binding; GTPase activator activity. The record is from RefSeq and is a predicted model, not a curated record. The coding region runs from base 1 to 1257 and encodes 418 amino acids. Lineage: Eukaryota; Fungi; Ascomycota; Eurotiomycetes; Eurotiales; Trichocomaceae. The transcript has a single exon.